This is a messenger RNA of Phytophthora megakarya, 192 nucleotides long. Lineage: Eukaryota; Oomycota; Peronosporomycetes; Peronosporales; Peronosporaceae. The record is from the annotation of a GenBank genome assembly.
AUGGAUGAGGGUCUGAUCCGCGAAAUCCGAGUUAACGGGAUGAAGCAAGCCCAAGAGGAAGAUGUCUGGAUCGCCGGCAUGAAGAAGUAUCUGAGUGGCUCGAUCUCGGAUCUCACUCAAGCGGAAGCAAGAUCGUAUGGCAAGAUCGCAGCUGACUACGAGGUCGACGAGCAGGAUCUACUCUUUUACUGA